Messenger RNA from Eruca vesicaria subsp. sativa (arugula), 834 nucleotides. The record is from the annotation of a GenBank genome assembly. Lineage: Eukaryota; Viridiplantae; Streptophyta; Magnoliopsida; Brassicales; Brassicaceae.
AUGUUCAUACCCGGGGGCAUGACUAUUGGCCUCCAAGUAAUCAUGGCUGAUGAAAUUAACGAGAUGCAACAAGAACUUGCACCCUUUGACCCAACAAAAAAGAAAAAGAAGAAGAAAGUUGUUGUUCAGGAUCAUGCUGAGAGCUCAACAGAAUCUCAGAUGGAGAAAGCAGAUGAUCCAAUACCUGCAGCAGUUGACGAUGGUCUUGAAAGUACAUUAAAUGGAAUAAAGAAUAACGAGAAGCCAGUUGAUUCCAGCUCGCUGAAUGAAGAAAGUGUUGAAGCCGUAGAACAUUUGGAUGGUGAUCAUGAGGAAGAGAAAAGAGUAAUCCAGCAGGAGAAUCGUUAUCCUUGGGAGGGAAGUGAUAGAUUUUACUUAUAUGAAGAGAUGCUUAGUAGGGUCUUCAACACUCUUCGUGAACAUAAUCCGGACCUUACUGGUAAUAGGCGUCGUACAGUUAUGAGGCCUCCUCAAGUUCUUCGUGAGGGUACAAAGAAGACAGUCUUUGUCAACUUUAUGGACCUUUGCAAGACGAUGCAUAGACAACCAGAUCAUGUUAUGGCGUUCUUGCUUUCUGAGUUGGGUACUAGUGGUUCACUUGAUGGGCAGCAAAGGUUGGUUGUUAAAGGGAGGUUUGCACCAAAGAGCUUUGAAGCGAAUCUGCGAAAAUAUGUCAAUAACUAUGUCAUUUGCCAUGGUUGCAAGAGCCCUGACACAAAUCUUGCGAAGGAGAAUCGUCUCUUCUUUAUGAGAUGUGAACAGUGUGGAUCAGAACGAUCUGUGGAACAAAUCAAAGCUGGUUAUGUUGCACUUGUUGGUAAAAGGAAGACUUGA